CCCUUCUCCAAAUGAAUUUUUUUUCUCUUUGCAAAUUUCCUCCUCCUGCUGCGUGUUGCUUUCUCCCCUUUGCAAAAACAUUAUUCAUCCACCCUUUGUCCUCCCUUCCCCCUCCCUGCUGCCUCCGCUCCUCUCUCUCGGUUCUUCCAUCCCUCUCCAAGCUCUGACGAUUCCCGCACUUAUUUCCCGGCAACUUUGGCUGUAGCAUCAGGCAUUACUGUUUAUUGUUUUGCUGCUGGUGCAGACCCCCAAAGCCUGCCCUGGGAGCUGGCAGUGCUGCUAAUUAUUUGGACCAUACCAUACUGAGAAUACCAGCCCGGGGGAUGCCAAAACCUCAGAGCAGAUGAGAAAAUCCAUUGUGAGCAGGUGUCCCCCUCCCUUUCUUUCCCCCCUAAGAAGCACGAGAUUCGCACCUGGUUCCUCCAGCCUCUGCCUCGGCGCCUCUGUUGUCAGCUGUCAGUUGCCCCCGCCAGCCCUCCCUCUCCCCUUCCUCCCACGGUCCAGCCCCAUCUCACUUCAGGGGAACAUCUCUCCCCAGCACUCGGCUUGCCUUUGUUUUUUCUCCAGUCAUUUGCCCAACUUGCUUCUCCCUGUGAUCCGAGAUGGGUGAAAAAAUGACCCCUACUCCCCUUUCUGUGAUUCUCUGGCCUUCCUUGCAGCCUCUCCUUGGCUUGACUGGGAAUUAGGGGAGAGGGAGGGAGGCGUGACGGCUGGAGGCUGGAGAAGGAGCCCAAGAUUGGGGACCCAAGCUGCCCCGUUCCCCAUGCCCCUUGAAGGUGUUUCAAGGUAGUGCAUGUCAGAGGGGAACUCGCAGGCAAAGUUGAAGGCAGACCUGUGAAGCAGAGACUGAAAGGUGGUCUCUUGGCAAGGAGGGCCCAUUUCCUGCAGCCGGAGCCCAAUGUCACCCUGAACUCAGCCCAAGGUGUUUUCCUGGGGCCCAGCCAGGAGGAGAGGACCUGAAACUGAAGAUAGUCUCUAUGGAGGUUUUGUGGAGAGACUGCCUGGCGGCCUUCAGAGAGUGGAACGGCUGGGUGCUUGUGGCCACUGCGGACGACAGGACGAGGACAGUCUGUAUGCCCUGGCUAACCGCAGCCAACACUGCCUCGCCUCUGCUUAGUGCUCUAGCAUUGCCAGAGUGCCCAGCUGGCAUCUCUGAACCAGACUUAGGCUAACCACCCACAGCGGGCUGGGAGCUCUAUGAAGCAGAAAGCAGCAGCUCACCUGCUUAUCGGAGCCCACAGGGGCCACCUCCCUUCUUAUCCUCUCCUCCAGCACCUUCAGCCACUCGGAAGCUGGCGCGUGGGCAGAAGGCAAUCUUCCUCUAUUCCUAAUCAGAACCCAGCAAUUACUUCAUCUUCAGUCACCCACAGUCACUGCUGUUUGUCCCUGCCCCCUGGGAGAAGGUAGAAACAUUUUCUGCCUUGUGCCCCAAAGCACAGCUGUUAAAAAUGAGUCCUCCUUCUGCUGUUCGUUGUGGCCGUUGCUCUCACCCUACCACACAGCCCUGCCCAGCCCAGGAAUCAGGCUCCUCUGACACGCUACCCAUUUCCCAUUGGCUCCAGCUGUCAGAUUGCCUGAAGAAAAUGUAUUUUCUGCCUAAGUCUUUAACCAAGGGCUAAGGCAACAGUUAGUAAAGAAUAGGAAAGAGAAAGACCAAGGGGCCCAGAGGCUGGGAAGACAGGCAGGUGCUUAUUCUGGGCCAGAAUGAGUGAACCAAGGUGCGGGAAUGGGCAGCCACAUGUGAGGGCUUCGGUACUGCUGGAAACAACUAUAAAGUUCUAGUGAAGAGCGCAGGACCCUGACCUCAGGAGAGAACUGAAUCAGGGUUUGUAAACCUGCCUGCAUGCUCCUCCUCCCCUCACCUUACACCUCCCCCGCCAAAAUGUGUAAAGGAUCAAUUGUAUUGCAAACAAAGGCCAUGUAAAAGAAAGACCUUCAGGCAUCCCCAACUCUUAAAAGACUCUGAUCUCCGGAGACACAGUGCCUACCAAUGCCUGUGCGAUGCAGAGCCUCACGAAGAACUGAAAACCAAGGAGAGGGCACUUGCAGAUGACGUUGCUCCCAUGGCAGCGUCUGUGCUCGUGGGCUUCUCUCUGUGGAAAAUGGUGGAGGCUGCUUCUGCCCCAGGAGGGAGAAACACCGACUCCCUGGCUUUGGCGCCAGAAAGGAUCGGCUGCCAGGUUUGCCAGAGCAGGAUGGGGAUCCAGGGGACAGGGCAACAAUGCAACUGGAUGCCGAGGGGGGAUCGAUGGUGAUGGGGGAAGUAGAGGUGACUUCUAUUUCUAUCUGGUUCUCGUCUGGGGGGGCCCUCGCCGGGCAGCCCCCCAACACUUCUCCUGCCCUGAAACACGGCUCUAGCCAACCUGCUCCGCUGCUUCACCUGCGACCGUCUCUGCGGGGGCUGCACGGCGCCAGCCCCUCCAGCCCGCCAGGGCAUUGUCCUCCAGCCCGUCAUGCCCAGCUGUGACCCCGGUCCAGGCCCUGCCUGCCUCCCCACCAAGACUUUCCGCAGCUACCUGCCCCGCUGCCACCGCACUUACAGCUGUGUCCACUGCCGUGCACACCUGGCCAAACACGAUGAGCUUAUUUCCAAGUCCUUCCAAGGGAGCCAUGGCCGAGCCUACCUGUUUAACUCCGUGGUCAACGUGGGUUGCGGGCCAGCUGAACAGCGCCUCUUGCUCACGGGGCUCCACUCGGUAGCUGAUAUUUUCUGUGAGAGCUGCAAAACCACACUGGGCUGGAAAUAUGAACAAGCUUUUGAGACGAGCCAGAAGUACAAGGAAGGGAAAUAUAUCAUUGAAAUGUCACACAUGGUGAAGGACAACGGCUGGGACUGAGGGGCUCAGGCAGGCUGUGCCCUUCCUCCGCAUGCCCCUCCCUCCCCACGGCCCUGCCAAGCAGUCUAUACCAGCAUGAGUACUGCCCCACCCCUGGGGGAAACCUGGCUCCAACCAACCCCUCCCCUGCCUCCACCAUAUCCACUACCAGGCACCCUUUGGAACAGGGGUCUGGGUGUACCCCAGGGGUGUUAAGGCUCAGGAGUGGGCAGCAGUCAGGGAGAGACAGAACUGGGGGAAAGGGAUGGUUGUGGGUCCUUCUGUUCCCAAGUUCCUGAAAGUUGAGGCAAUGGCAGGGCGUAGACUCAGGCAGAGAGGAUUGUGGGAGGAAUCCGUUUUUGCUCCACCUCUUUUUGAGUGAACAGAGGACAAACCUUGGGUCACGGGGCUAGUAGAUCGUGGACCACAGAAUAGCAAAUGAGAAAAAGCUUGGGUUGGAGUGAAAUUUUGGUCUCAGGCAGCAGAACAGACCAGAGUCUCUGAGGAUGAAGUUUCCCACCCCUAUUUGUAGGGAAAAGGACUCACGUGCAGGGAAAACUCAAAUCCCAGGCCCUGGGAAAUAGUAAAAGAAUCAAAGGGGUUUCCAUUUCACUCCACUUGUUAGUUUAUCUUGGCACUGAAGAGGCACUUUCGAAUAUCUAACUUUUGCCGUUGGAUGGGGUAGGGACAGCUGCACGCGGAACAGCCCCCACCGCCAGUCGGCUGCUUCCAGAACAAGCAGUCUUUAUGGGCUUUCUCUGAGGCCCAGUCACUGCUCCUGGGACCCAGUCCCCUGGAGGGGAGGUGGAAAAUCAGUGCUACGGGUCCAGUCUUUCCCGUGGCUGCCACCAGCGAAUGAAACUUUUGUAUGAUACAUAAAGUGCUUGGGUCUAUUUUUAAUAAAAAGGGAAAAAGCAACUUGA
This is a messenger RNA of Macaca mulatta (Rhesus monkey), 3739 nucleotides long. The record is from RefSeq and is a predicted model, not a curated record. NCBI's taxonomy places the organism in Eukaryota, Metazoa, Chordata, Mammalia, Primates, Cercopithecidae.